AUUUCGGUUCAUUACUACAACUCAACCGUAGAUAUUUAUUCGGCGUCCUCCACAGGAAACGUGGUACGAUGAACCACCGGAACGCCGGAGAUGGGAAUAUUGUUUGUUUGUUUGUUUGUGUCUCGUAACAACAGCCAAUUGUCAUCGAAUAUGCACUUCGCGAGUUCAUAUUUUCAAGAUGUUAAAGCAAUACAUAAGAGCGGGCGUCCACGCAACAGAGGGAGAAUUAUAUAUGCCAGGACGUUGCUUCCUACGAUUUUAACUAUUAGUAUCGCUCGAGAGUUUCGUUCCAUAACAACAUAAUCGCCUCUCCCUUUCUUUUAAACCCUAUAGAGAAUUGCCACUUAACCAUUCCAUAUCACACCCGUCAACAUCCAAGAUGGCUGUCGCUGCGCCCAUCUCUCCGGAGCAUAUCGCCAUCGUCAAGGCGACUGCUCCGGUUUUGAAGGAACACGGUACGGCGAUUACAACUCUCUUCUACAAUAAUCUGAUCACUGCUCAUCCGGAGCUCAAGAACGUCUUUAGCAUGUCCAAUCAAAGUAGCGGGGCUCAGCCGCGAGCUCUAGCCCGCGCCGUUUUUGCCUAUGCCACCUACGUUGACGAUCUCGGCCAGCUGAAAGCUCUCGUAGAGCGUAUCGCACACAAGCAUGAGAGUCUUAACGUCCAGGCCGACCAAUACCCUAUUGUAGGAAAACAUUUGAUAGAGGCCGUGGCCGCUGUGCUAGGUGAUGCUUGCACUCCCGAAAUCGCCGAGGCCUGGACCGUCGCCUACGGUGCAUUGGCCGAUAUUUUCAUCAAUAGGGAAAAGCAAUUGUACGCUGCUCACCAAAACUGGCAGGGCUGGCGCCGCUUCAAGAUCCAACGCAAGGUGUCAGAGACAUCCGAGAUUACCAGUUUUUAUCUCGUACCCGAAGACGGACAGCCGCUCCCGUCAUUUCUGCCGGGACAAUACAUUAGUCUUCAAGUAUUCGUUCCUCAAAUGGGCCACAUGCAACCCAGGCAAUACUCGCUAAGCGAAGCACCACGUACUGAUUACUACCGCAUCAGCGUGAAGAAAGAUAAGGGCAAACAGGCUGGCGUUCCGGGAUUAAUCUCCAAUCUGCUGCACGAAAAUUACAAAGAGGGUGACGUUCUCGAGCUGACGGCGCCUGCUGGGGAGUUUUUCGUUGACCCCAAGGAAGAUGAGAGCAAACCUAUCGCUCUUAUAUCUGCGGGAGUUGGUCUUACACCUAUGCUGUCUAUUCUCAACAGUGCCGUAAACGCGGGAUCCCGCCGGCGCAUCUCGUGGAUACACGGUGUACAUAGCUCCGAGGACCGCGCGUUUAACGACCAUAUCCGAGACACGUGCGCUAAGGAUGUUAAUAGUAAUAUCAAGGCAAUGUUCUUUGUUACGUCGCCCCAACAGCGCGAUGUUGAAGGAGUUGACUACCACUUCGUCGGAAGAGUAGACCUCGGCAAGGUUGACCCCAAGUCUAACCUGUUUCUCGAUGACGCACGCGCCGAGUACUUCAUCUGUGGUCCUUACCCGUUCAUGAAAGAUACGGAGAAGUAUCUAGUCGGUGUUGGGGUAAGCCCAGAGCGGAUACAUCUCGAAGUCUUCGGCACCGGAGAUCAGUAGAUGGUUUACUUGAUCGUUGAGAAGUCAAGCUAUAGAGGCCCGAUGAGUAUUAUUCCGGGGCAAGCGCUGUUCAUACAGUAUAUACUUCAUUUAGUCUGAAUUCGGAUUACUUGAUGGUGCUAGGCGUCGUCGGUAUGGGGGUAUUCUUAAAUAUUUAGAUUGAUUCCUCUCUAAUAAGCUGUUUAUCAAAUAUCGUCGGAUUCGUUGGCAAGACCUAUUAUUCUUACCAGUCAAAUGAUUUAUGAAACUCUUAGCAUCAAUUUUAACGAGAUCCAUUUUUCCUCCAGAAGACAAAUGAUUUGGGGGGGCCACGUGUAAAUAAUCACGUACACCUUUGUUUCUUACCUAGCCGAAUUGUCACCUAGGGUAAUUAUAACAAAUAAAAAAAUAUAGAAUACGAUGUAGGCUCUUGAGUUUAUUACCCUGCCGGAUCUAUUACAAGGAAAUAAGUAGCACCGGUGUUUGAAAGCAUUAGAAGAUGCAAACUUGGGUUGGAAGUCGAGGAAUAAUACCCCAAGCCUCUUUUUUUCUGGGGUUUAGUAAUUUG
Molecule: messenger RNA, 2165 nt
Organism: Daldinia decipiens
Lineage: Eukaryota; Fungi; Ascomycota; Sordariomycetes; Xylariales; Hypoxylaceae
Product: flavohemo protein
Exons: 1
Coding region: 380-1618 (412 amino acids)
Biological process (GO): nitric oxide catabolic process; cellular response to nitrosative stress
Cellular component (GO): intracellular anatomical structure
Molecular function (GO): nitric oxide dioxygenase [NAD(P)H] activity; oxygen binding; heme binding
Source: RefSeq, a predicted model, not a curated record